UGUAUUUGAGAUGGCAAGAUGCCACUCACUUUUCAACCUUAGGUCUGACAUAGUGUUGCGGUGGACGUCUAGAGUUAAAUAGAUUUUGGCUCUGGUACAGGCAGUGAUGAAAAACACAUGAGUGGUAACAAGUCUUCUUAAUAUCUGUCUUCAGUACUAAGAUGGGAUAAUCUGAAGAAGCAGUUGACUCAAGUAUCAUCCCCAGUGCCAACAGGAUCAUGUAUUUUAGAAUGUGUUCCGGAUUACAAUACUGAUACAUUCUCUCUGCUUGUAUAAAAUAAGCUACUGGAUAUUACCUUCUCAGGUGGAUUACAAAUAAGAGGAAAUCUCAGAAUCUAGAAAGGAUUUGGAUUUCAAGACGACAACAUGAAGGAAUGUGUGCUUUUCUACUUCCUGGCUCUGUGCUCUGCCAAGCCAUUUGUAUUACCUCCAAAGUACAUGGCAUUAACUGACCUCAUGCUGAAUGACAUGGAUGACGAUGAUGAAGACGAUGACAGCGACGAAGAUGACAAAAACUCAUUAUUCCCAUUUAAAAGGAACAUGCCAUUUCGACCCACAUCACCUUCGUUUGACAUGUUCCCGAUAUGUCCAUUUGGAUGUCAGUGUUAUUUAAAAGUGGUGCAGUGCUCCGACCUUGGUUUGGCAUCCAUACCAGCCAAAAUUCCUUCUGAUACAAGAUUAUUAGAUCUUCAGAACAACAAAAUAAAAGAGAUUAAAGAAAAGGAUCUACAAGGUCUUACAGCUCUUUCAGCCUUGUUUCUUAACAACAAUAAGCUAUACAAAGUUCACCCAAAAGCCUUCGAGUCAACAAACAAGUUACGGAGACUCUACCUGUCCCACAAUCAGCUCACAGAAAUUCCAUCCAACCUUCCAAAAUCCUUGGCAGAGUUAAGAAUUCAUGACAACAAAGUUAAAAAAGUACAAAAGGAUUCCUUUAAAGGCAUGGCGUCCUUACACGUUUUAGAAAUGAGUGCAAAUCCACUUGAUAAUGAAGGAAUAGAACCGGGAGCAUUUGAAGGAUUGACCGUCUUCCAUGUUAGGAUUGCAGAAGCCAAACUGACAACCAUCCCUAAAGGUCUGCCAUCAUCAAUCUAUGAGCUUCAUCUUGACCACAACAAAAUUUCAUCAGUAGAGCUUGAGGACUUUAUACGCUACAAAGAACUGCAGAGACUUGGUUUAGGUCAUAAUAAAAUUAAAGAAGUAGAAAAUGGAAGUCUUGCCAACAUACCAAAAAUAAGAGAAAUUCACUUAGAAAAUAACAAGCUGAAAAAGGUUCCUCCUGGAAUUUCUGACCUUAAAUACCUGCAGGUCUUGUUCCUUCACUCUAAUAAUAUCGCAAAAGUGGAUGUGAAUGAUUUCUGUCCCAUCCCGCCCAAGAUGAAGAAGUCUCUCUAUAGUGGAAUAAGCCUUUUUGGCAAUCCUGUAAAGUACUGGGAAGUUCAACCUGCAACAUUUCGCUGCAUUCUGGGCAGGAACAGCGUGCAAAUUGGAAACUUCCGGAAGUAAAAACAAUGGCGCUGGGCUGUCGGUCCUUGUGGAUAAGAACACCAGUUUGGACUAGACUUAUAGAGCAAGAAACCAAUGGAAAAGGACUGUGCCGUAUUUUUGUAUUUUUAGUUAUUAUUUGUGACAAAUAGAAACCUUAAAGGGCCAAUUAUGUUUACAGAGUAAUUGCAUGAACUCUAUCUAUUUUAGUCAUUAAAUACUUGAAACUUUGUUAAGAAGAGAAAUUACAAUGUAUGGCUCUAAUUUAACCCAUUCUGUCCAGGCACAGAAUAUCCUCCAAGACAUGACAGUAGUAAAGCGUGUGCAUAUAGAAUUGGUGCUAAUCUUAACUUCAGCUGCUGCUUUUCUAAUAUCUUUCCAUAAAUCUAUGGCUCCCUUCAGUGGCUGAAUGCAAUAAUUACAUAGCAACCUGGUUUUAAUUAAAGGAGAUGUCAACAUAUACAGUAUAAAGUUAUAGUUAUAAGUAUCAGCAGUUUUGUGAUGGUUCUUUCCAUCAUUAAAUAAUUAGGGCCUGUCAGCAGAUAAUAGAAAGGGCUUAGAUUGUGCUGACUGCGCCUGUAGUAGUGUCUAGGAUUUUUAUUUUCCCACAGCCCUGCAGGCUUUUCCUCAAAAGGCUCUUGUCUUCAAACAGGGAUUAUAGCCAAGUGCUGAUAGUACAGGCAACUAUUAUAAUCUUUUAUUUAGUUAAAUAUUAAAAUAGUUCUACAUCAUUGUUCUGCUAGCCUUUUUGAAUUCAUUAAGUGUGGACAAUUGUAAGCCAGGACAUAGUUGUGUGGAAAUCUGGGUAUGUCAGAUCGAAGGUGUUGGCUGGGACUUUAAAGGGGCACUCCGCUGCUCAGCGUUCGGAACAAACUGUUCCAAAUGCUGGAGCCAGGAGCUCGUGACGUCAUAACCCUGCCCCCUCAUGAUGUCACACCCUGCCCCCUCAUGGCAAGUCUUUGGUAGGGGGCGUGACAGCUGCCACGCCCCCCUCCCAUAGACUUGCAUUUAGGGGCGGGCAUGAUGUCAUGAGCUCCCGGUGCUGGCUCCAGCAUUCGGAACAGUUUGUUCCAAAUGCUGAAUAGUGGAGUACCCCUUUAAACUGGCCACACAGAUAAGAUACAGGCUGACUACCAUCUGUAGGUUACAAAUCAUUUGAAUGGCUGACACCUUAAGUGAGAAAAAACAAACUGUGUAUGGCAUGAUCGUCUAAACUCAGCAGAUCAGUCUGAUAUGUUAAUGGCGUAAUCCAGCUUAAGAACGUUAAGUGUUACGAUUAUUAUACAAAACUUUUGACAUGUCUCAUGGACAUGUCAAAAGUUUUGGUGGGUCGGAGUCUCAUUGCUGAGACCCCCACCAAUUGCUAGAUAUAGUCAGAUGAAGGACGUGGCAGCAAUGCACUUCAUUCCCUGGCUCCUGACCGAUCAAACCUUUUGGCAUGUCCAUGUCCAAGGUUUUGCAUAAUGUUAGUUACAAUUUAAGCUAAGAGUAGGAAAUGUUAUUAAAUAAAAAAAAAUAUUACUUGUUCAAUUUCCUGGCACUCCAAUGGUGUCCUCCAAUGGUCCCAAUGGCCAUUGUUUUCUGGUGAAGUUCCGUACAGCAAUUUGACUACUUCGUCCAUUCGCUGUAUGUAUGGCAUGAGCAUAGUGAGGCCAGGGACUGGCAGUAGUGGUCACAAAUAUGUACUGCAGGUCAUCGCUACAGGAAAAGUAAACUUGAGAGAGACUGCCGGAGUAUUGGCAGUAAAAUAAUAGAAAAGCUGAACAGAAUAGUAAUAGUUUUGUUUUAUAACAUUUCCUGCUUUUAAGCUUAAAGGAUACCUCUCAUCAAAAAAACUUUUGAUAUAUUAUAGAUUAAUGUAUGCAGAAUAACUUUACAAUUGCAUGUUAUUAAAAAAUAUGCUUCUUUCUAUUUAAUUUUCCACUUUGAAGAAAUGACCACUAGGGGUCUCCCUACCAGUCCUGGCAGCAAGCAUUUCAGACUCAUGCUGGAGUCCUAAACACUAUGAGCUGCCAGUCUGCUUUGUUCACAAAGGAGAACACUCAGAG
Hyla sarda is the source of this 3533-nucleotide messenger RNA. RefSeq names its product asporin (gene ASPN). Gene Ontology annotation, molecular function: protein binding. NCBI's taxonomy places the organism in Eukaryota, Metazoa, Chordata, Amphibia, Anura, Hylidae. The transcript is spliced from 8 exons. The record is from RefSeq and is a predicted model, not a curated record. Bases 367 to 1506 code for a protein of 379 amino acids.